Molecule: messenger RNA, 5195 nt
Organism: Odocoileus virginianus texanus
Lineage: Eukaryota; Metazoa; Chordata; Mammalia; Artiodactyla; Cervidae
Source: RefSeq, a predicted model, not a curated record
UUGCUGGGUCAUGUGGUAAUAAAUUCUACAUUAUUUGAGUUAGCACAUACAUUUAGUAUUUAGUGGUGAUUUCAAAAGAGUAGAUCCCUUUAUUGAUGAUUUACAUUCAUUGCCAUUGUAUGAUGUUUCUCAUGAAUACCAUUCUUUAUAGCUAAAGAAACUCCUAUGUAGAAAUAUGAAACAGAACUAAGAAUUUUUUCUUUUUACCUACUCUACAUAAUGUUACUCAUCAUUCUUUAUAUACUUGUGCUGUCAAAUUGGUUAACAGGCUUAUAAAACUAGGGAAAGGAGAACUAAAAUUCCGUCUUAAAAAAUUUAUAAUUAGUGAAAUUUUGUUUUAUUUGAACUUGAAAUUAUUAUCAAAUAGUUCUCUUUAAUAAAUUCAUUCUGGGUUGUAAAUCUUUGUGUGACAUGGAAAUGUUUAGUAAACACCAAAAUUCUGUAUUCCAGAAAAACAAAUUAAGGUAAACUGUAUUAACUAGAAAUUCACCAUUUUAAAAGUCUAGUGAUUUCUUAUAUUGAGAGGCAAACUGAAGUCCAGAGUUAAUGUGGAUUUCUCCAAUUGACAGAGUUAGUUUUAGGUGAAACCUGGUCAUCAGUCCAGAUCUGAUGCCUCUCCACUCUUUUUCCUAAUGCCACAGAGUCUCUUAACAGAUUGUGUUUUUAAAAGGUUCCCCCCCUUGAGUCGGAGAAUUUAAAAAUAUUAGAAGUAGGGGGAAAUUGCUGAGAAAUUUAUGUCAUAUUUAGUUUAUUUAUAAUUCUCUUCUAUUUAAGAACAGUGGUAAUUUUUGCAUUCCCACUGUAGAAGACAGGACUGGAGGUAUUUAGACCCCCUUGAAGAAACUUGUUCAGCAUUAAUUGAUUUCAUAUUAAGAUACGGCUCUGAGAAAGCUAAGAUGCACUAGAUGAGCAAAUUAAUUUGAAGUCUGUGGUGAAAUACUUAAAUUCCACAAUCACAGAUUUUUGUUGUGGGUUUUAUUUGUUUUUUGUUAGAGCUUGAUAUGGCCAGCGAGUCUCUUGUUUAGAAAAUUACAGUUUUAUUAUUUGACUAGAUAGCAGUUGACUGUUCAUGAGAUUUCUGUGAUAGAGGAGGUGGAGGAAGAGCAGUAAUAGGCCCAGGAAAACAUAGAAGAAGAAACACAUAUUUAAUAUUUAUAAAAUGAUUAGUAUAGAAAGCAACUAAACAGGGAACAAGGCCCAGAUGUAAUGCAACUGGAUUUCAGCUUUUGAAAAUUCAUUUAGUAAAUUAUGGGCCAAUAUAAACUUGAUACAUUUCAAGAAAACAGAACGAAUCUUUUAAGAUUCUAGUGGUCCUUGUGAGAAUAAAUAAGGGAAGGAGGCUGAAAGCAUGGUUUCAAGAUACUUUGUGAGUGACUAGAUGAAACAGGAGAAGAAAAGCUUCUUAGGGAUACUGAAAGGAGUCAGUGAUGAACUGAAUAUAGUAACAAUAGUAAGAGUAACUAACAGUAGUUAACAUUUACUUAGCAGUUGCUGUAAGCCAGGGACUGGCCUUGAAUGCUUUUACAGUUAUUUCAUUUAAUAAUCUUCACUAACAGAUCCUUUUUUGUGUUUGGAAGAAUCAUCCACAGAACUGUUUCAAAUAGGGGAACUUUAUGGUAUGCAAAUUUUCUCACUAAAGCUAUUUUUAAAGAUAAUGGCAUCAGCCGCUAAGGAAUUUAAAAUGGACAACUUUUCACCUAAAGCUGGCACUAGCAAAUUGCAACAGACAGUACCAGCUGAUGCAUCUCCUGAUUCUAAGUGUCCUAUAUGCUUGGAUAGAUUUGAUAAUGUGUCUUACUUAGAUCGCUGUUUACAUAAGUUCUGUUUUCGCUGUGUACAGGAGUGGUCAAAAAACAAAGCCGAAUGCCCACUAUGUAAGCAGCCCUUUGAUUCUAUUUUUCAUUCUGUGAGGGCAGAAGAUGACUUCAAGGAAUAUGUCCUAAGACCAUCAUACAAUGGCUCUUUUGCUACUCCUGAUGUCCGACGAUUCCGCUAUCGCACAACUAUGACAAGGGAACGAAGUGCUUCUGUUUAUUCACCUAGUAGUACCGUGAAUAGAAGAACAACAACUCCACCAGACAGUGGAGUACUAUUUGAAGGGUUAAGCAUUUCAGCAAGACCUAGAGAUGGUGAAAUUCCUCCAUUUAUGAGACAGAUUUCAAUAAGAAGGCCAGCUACUUCAGAUGAGAGAUCUUUGCGGAAAAUUCAAGAACAGGAUAUCAUUAAUUUUAGGCGAACUCUCUAUCGUGCUGGUGCUCGAGUUAGAAAUAUUGAAGAUGGUGGUCGCUACAGGGACAUUUCAGCUGAAUUUUUCCGUAGAAAUCCAGCUUGCCUUCACAGAUUAGUCCCCUGGUUAAAACGUGAACUCACAGUUCUCUUUGGAGCUCAUGGAUCUUUAGUGAAUAUCGUCCAGCACAUCAUCAUGAGUAAUGUUACUCGCUAUGACUUGGAGAGUCAGGCAUUUGUGUCUGAUUUGAGGCCGUUUUUGCUUAAUCGGACUGAGCAUUUUAUACAUGAAUUUAUCAGUUUUGCUCGCUCUCCAUUUAACAUGGCAGCCUUUGAUCAGCAUGCUAAUUACGAUUGCCCUGCUCCUUCAUAUGAAGAAGGUAGCCAUUCUGAUUCUUCAGUCAUAACAAUAUCUCCAGAUGAAGCUGAGACCCAAGAGCUGGAUGUUAAUGUAGCCACUGUUAGUCAAGCACCAUGGGAUGAUGAAACUCCAGGACCUUCUUACUCAAGCUCAGAGCAGGUGCAUGCUGCCAUGUCUUCCCUUUUAAAUACUUCAGACAGUUCAGAUGAAGAACUUGUAACAGGAAGAGCUACAUCUCAGAUACAAGGAGUACAGACCAAUGAGGACCUAAAUAAUGACAGUGAUUCUUCUUCAGAUAACUGUGUCAUUGUUGGAUUUGUUAAACCUUUAGCUGAGAGGACCCCAGAACUUGUUGAACUGUCCUCUGAUUCUGAGGUGGAGUUAGGUUCGUAUGAGAAAAUGGAGACCAUGAAGACACAAGAACAAGAGCAGUCUUACAGUUCUGGUGAUAGUGAUGUUAGUAGAUGUUCGUCUCCACGCUCUGUCAUUGGAAAGGAUGAACAAAUAAAUAAAGGACAUUGUGAUUCUGGUACAAAAAUCAGCUCAAAGAAGGAAGAGCAACGAUCUAUAUCAUUGUCCUCUCUCAGAGACCUGAGCUCAUCCCUCAGAGGAGACAGAGUAUAUUCCCCAUAUACCCGCAGACACAGAAAGAGGGGAAGAUCGAGGAGUUCAGAUUCACAUUCCCAGAGUAGGAGUGGGCAUGAUCAGAAGAAUCGUAGAAAGCAUCAUGGGAAGAAAAGAAUGAAAGGCAAGCGAUCCAGAAGCAGGGAGAGUAGUAGACUUAGAGGUAGAAGAGACAAGAAGAGAUCAAGAACCAGAGAUAGCAGUUGGUCACGAAGAAGCCAAACUCUGUCUCUAAGUAGUGAAAGUUCUAGCAGAUCAAGAUCUCGUAGCAGUGAUCGUGGUAAAAGAAGAUCACGGAGUAGAAAUCGAGAUCGUUACUAUUUGAGAAAUAAUUAUGGCAGCAGAUAUAAGUGGGAGUAUACUUACUAUAGUAGAAACAAGGACAGGGAUGGCUACGAGUCAUCUUACAGGAGGAGGACUCUGUCCAGAGCUCACUAUUCCAGACAAUCGUCAAGUCCAGAACUUAGAAUUCAGUCCUUUUCUGAGAGAACAAAUGCUCGGAAGAAAAAUAAUCACAGUGAAAGGAAAUACUACUACUAUGAAAGGCAUAGAUCAAGGAGCCUGUCUAGUAGUAGAUCAAAGACUGCAUCUACAGGGCCUGACCGGGUGAGAAAUGAAAAGCCUGGUGGGAAACGAAAGUACAAAACGCGGCAUUUGGAGGGUACUAGUGAUGUUGCUCAACCAUCGCAUGAAUUUGCUUCUAAAGUGAAGGAAGGUCACUAUUCAAAAUCUUCAUCAAAAUUGGAUGGAAGCUACAAAAAUGAGAGUGACAGCUUUUCAGAUAGCCGGUCAUCAGAAAGAGAGACAAAGCACAAGAGGAGAAAGAGGAGGACCCGCAGCCUGAGCGUAGAGAUAGUUUAUGAAGGGAAAGCUACCGAUACAACCAGACACCAUAAAAAGAAAAAGAAGAAACAUAAGAGGAAGCACAAGAAACACCAUGGCGAUAAUGCUUCACGUUCCCCAGUUGUGAUUACCAUUGACAGUGACAGUGAUAAAGACUCUGAAGUAAAGGAGAAUAUAGAACGUGACCCUAGGGGUCCUCAAGACCCCCUCCAAAGUGAAUUUUUGGCUCCGUUUGAAUCUAAAGAUGUAGUUACAAUAGAAGAUGAAUUUGGUGUCCUGAGCAAGGAGUGUGAUAUUACCAUACUUAAUAGCAACUUGAAUAAUGCCAAUAAAACUGUGGAUAAUAUAUCACCCCAGGCAGCUUCAAUUGAACAAACUCUUGAUGUAAGAGGAGAGAGCACCUUUGCCUCUGAUUUAGAGAACCAACCCAGUAAUGUCUCUUUUCAGACUGAGCCAUCAAGGACAUCAUCGUUAAUGUCAGUGUCUCUUGGUAGAGACCAUGAUGUGUCUUAAAACUGCCAAAGCAUCUCUUUGAGAAUUCUGAUGGUAUAAAGAGAAGAAAAGAACAGUGUCAUCUACUGCAGUCUGUUUAAAGAUGACACUUGGUGAAAACUGUUUUCCCCCUUAAAGAUAUUUUGUGAGUUUUUUUGUUUUUUUUGGUGUUAAAAAAAAAAUUUGUAAAAAUUAUUUGUUUAAAAAGAUGUAUGUUCCACCUUGAGAGAGAUGCACUUUUAAGUGAAGAAAAUGAUAUUGCUAGCAGUUUAUUUAAAACUUGGGAUCCUUUUUAAAUAAUAAAAAUUUUAGAAGUUAUUUCGUAAAGCCAUAUGGUAUUGACAUAUUUUUAAAGUAGCCAAUGAGUAUUUUUGAAUUUCUUUUUGAGAGUUAUUCUGGAAAUGUGUUAUAAGCUAGAAGAAUCCCUUUGGACAGUCUUUAUUUUUCUUCUGAAAAAUUUGUAUGAUUCAAAACCAUUUCUUCAGGUUAAAUUGAGGCAUUUUAAUCUGCACAGCUUAUCUUGACAUCUGCCAAAAGAAAAAUUUAAAUAUUUCCUUUAUAUACUUGUUUAUCUGGACUGCCAGUAAAGCAAAUGUGUAUUCAACAAAAGAAAAAAAUAAAACAGUAACACUUUAAAACAAUCCAUAAA